Messenger RNA from Neolamprologus brichardi, 1405 nucleotides. Lineage: Eukaryota; Metazoa; Chordata; Actinopteri; Cichliformes; Cichlidae. The record is from RefSeq and is a predicted model, not a curated record.
CACACACCACCACCUCCACCACCGCUGUUGCCGCCACCACUUCCACCACACACACAGUGACGGCUGCCAGGCGCAGUGGGAAGCAAGCCGUCAGGGAGUGAGCUUGAGAAGAAAGAGAGGGGAAGAGAAGAGAGUUGGAGGGGGCACCUUGUGGAUCAGAAGGGAUUUUCCUCUGUGUGAGUGCACGUCUGGAUAACGCCAUCUGCUUCUUCCUCAGCUAGAGGAGUUUUCACCACGGCUUUUUCUUUUUGCUCAUCCUCCACGCCGGGCUUCAGCAGUAUCUACCUAUCUAUCCCCGGAGCUUAACAAAAGAGGGAGGGAGUGAGGAAAAAUAAGGCAGUCACAGCUUCAGCUCUAGACCACCCUCUCUCCUCCUCCGCCUCCUCCUCCUCUUCCUCCUCCUCCUCUUUUCUCCCCAGCUCCACAUCCAUGUGUGAGUUCAUCGCUGAUUUCACUGUCUUUUAAGGAUAGAGAAGAGGACAGCGUGUGUUCUCCAGGAUACAGCCGAGCUCCCAGAGGGAUCAGGGUCUCGUCUGGUACACAAGAGAGGGGGAGGAAGAACGAGACAGGGAAACGCAUACACAGGAAGAGAGAGAGAGCUGGAGAGAGACAAGAGAAAGACACUGGAAAGCAAAUUGAGGGGCAUGUUCAGGGCAGCACAGAAGAAGAGUGAGUCUAAUUUUUAGAGCGGAGUGUGCAGGGAACCGGCAACCGAAACCCAGCCGUUCAUCCCUCCUCCUUAUCAUCCUCUUCUUCUUCCCUCUGCUUUCCCCCCCUCUCAGUCAGGCUUUUCAAUUCCCUCUAUUGUUUCCUGUAUUUCUGCUAUCCUUUCAUAUCUUCCUUUCCUCACUCCACACCUCCUUCUCCCCAAACCUCUUUCUGCUGCCACUCCGGAAUCUCUUUCCAGACCCACGCAAGGAAUGGUUCUGUGAGAUUCCCUUUGAGCUCUCAGACAAGUAGACGGACUAAAAUCUCAAGCACUAUCUGUUCUUCUAUCCAUUCCUCCUUCUGCGCGUGUAUCACCUUCACCAGUGAGAGGAGAGCGUUCUCUCUUCAUCCCCCACUCUUGGAAGCAGUCAUUUAAAGAAUUCAGGCCAUCCCCUCGGAAGUGAUCAGCCUCCAGGACCUUCAACUGGAUUCCAGCUACAUGGGAAAACGUUUGGAACAGCAGCCAAUGUACCCCCACUACACCUACUACUACCCCCACUAUCUCCAGACCAAGCAGUCCUAUGCCCCUCCCCCUCCACCCAUGGCUCCACCCAGCCCUGGCAACACAGGAGGAGGAGGAGGUGGUGGAGGUCAGGGAGGAGGGCUAAUGGAGCAACUUAGUAAGACCAACCUGUACAUCAGAGGCCUGCCACCUGCCACUACCGACCAGGACCUCAUCAAACUCUGCCAGCCGUGA